Messenger RNA from Elaeis guineensis (African oil palm), 1196 nucleotides. NCBI's taxonomy places the organism in Eukaryota, Viridiplantae, Streptophyta, Magnoliopsida, Arecales, Arecaceae. The record is from RefSeq and is a predicted model, not a curated record.
UCCAGUACUCUUCCCCUCCUCGGUCCUCCCUCUUUCUUCCCCUUUCUGGUCGUGCGGACAAAUCCGGAGGCAGCGGUGGUGGUAAAAGCGGCGUUUUCAAUCGUGAGCGGAGAUAUAACUUUGAACGGGGUCCUCUCUCCCUCUCGCUCCGCAAUCCAAUUUCUUUGGAAUUUCUCUACAUUUAACGCCACGGAUCCAAAUCUUCCACCAUGAAUGGUUCGGAAGACGGGUACAAGCCUGGAACGGGUUUUGAAGAGGACACCAAGGACCCUCUUAUUGAUAUCUCUUUGACGGACUCGACGGAGCUUUGGCUCAUCCAGUGGCCCAUCAACCAAUUAAAAGCUGCUGAUUUCCAUGGGAAAGAACUGAAGCUGAAGCUACAUCGUGAUGGGCAACUUGGUAGCCUUGAGAGUUCAUCUGGAAAGUCAUAUGAUGUGGUCAGCUUUGCUGCUCAAGAGCCAGAUGCUACUGUCUUCCUACCCUCUUCAUCAGAAUCAAAAGUUGUGGGGAAGAUUUCACGCCGAGUUUGUUUAGUGCGAUAUCCAGAGGCUAGUGAAUUUGAGAAACCUGGGUUCCGUAAUCUCAACUUGAGCAGGCAAAGAUCUGAGGGUUCCAUGAGGAAGAGCAUGUCCCGUUCUGGGAAGUUUGAAAGCACUCGUGAUACCUUGACUUCAGUUCAUAGCCUUGGACCAAGAAGUGUGGGAUUCUUGCGGCAUUCCAACAAGAAGAAGAGACAGGAAGAUAGCACACCAAAUUCAGAUAUAUCUUUGAGGUCUGCAGAACAUACUUCUGGUCCAGAAAGCCAGAUUACCAAUACUUCAUUAGGAUCGGAGGAAUCAAAGAAGAAAAAGAAAAAGAAGAUCAAGGUUGAGGAGUAGAUAUUUGUUGCAUAGUGAAGCCCAAGAAAUUUUGCAGUCGUUUAAAGUACCAUCCUCCAAGUGUUUACAAGUCGGAAUUUCUCAACUUCUCAGAUAUUGCACCUGGCUUUAUUUGCAUAGCAAUUCAGUUUUGUUUUAUUUUUAUGUUAUUAGUGAGAUAGUUUGCUACUAAAUCACAUCAGAGAUUGUCAAAUGCCAGUUGUUCUCUUUUAGCAAAGCUAGGACAGGAAUCUUCAAGAUGUCAAAAACAUUUAUUAUGUUUAUCAAAUGUUUGUGAUGUUUCUUUAAAUGACAAAUAUAAGGGAUUUCUUAUUGCCU